AUGGCCCUCUCCCUCCCCGAAGCCCUCGCCAAACUCCCCCGACACCCCCUCCUCUACUCCCACCCAUCCCCAAUCCACCCCCUCCCAGCCCUCACCUCCUACCUCAACACCAACACCAACACCAACCCACCCAAAUCCACCAAAUCCACCCCCCAAAUCCGCCUCUUCGCCAAACGCGAAGACCAAUCCUCCCCCCUCGCCUGCUCGGGCAACAAAUACCGCAAACUCGAAUACAUAGUCCCAGACAUCCUCUCCCCACAGCCCCUCUACAACAGCUACCCCAACAACACCCCCAACCCCAACCACCCCACGCCAAGUCAAAAAACAACAACCCUCGUCACAGAAGGCGCCAUCCAAAGCAACCACACAAUCCAAGUCUCCUCCCUCGCAAACCACCUAAACCUAUCCUCAGUGGCCCUCCUCCACAAAGGCACAGGAGGCGGCCUCUCCGCAUCCACCGACAAACCCUCCUUCCUCCGCACCGGAAACCCCCAAAUCGCACACCUCCUCGGCGCGGACAUCCGCGUCCUCGAAGCGGGCUCCACGAACGGCGGCAAGAUUGACACCGUCGAGCCCGUCCUCGCUGAACUCCGCGCAGCAGGCAAAACACCCUACUGGAUUCCCUCCGGUGCAAGCCUGCACCCCCUCGGCGGGGUGGGCUACGCGCGCUGCGCAUUCGAGAUCGCCGCGCAGGAAAAGGAACUCGGAGCUCGAUUCGACUAUAUCUUUGUCGCUUGUGGCAGCGGAAGUACAGUCGGUGGCCUCAUCGCGGGCUUUAAAAUGCUCGAGCGGAUGGAAUCAUCCUCUUCCUCCACUAGUACCUCCCCCUCCCAGAACACCGGAGGGAAAACCAACCCCCCCCGCAAAGUAAUCGGCAUAAUCAACUCGCCCACGAAGCCUCAAACCUGGCACGAAGAGCGCGUGCUGCGCUUCGCGCGCCAAGCAGGGUCGCUCAUCGGGUUAGAAGACGCGUCGCAAGCCAUCACGCUCGAGGCAGACGUGCAUCUUGACGGGCGGUUCGCGGGCGCUGCGUACGGCGUUCUGGACGAGGAUACGAAGCGCACGAUGGAGAUUGCUGCGCGGAGGGAGGCGCUGAUUUUGGAUCCGGUUUAUACGGGGAAGGUUUUGAGGGGCGUUAUGGGGUGGGUUGAGGGGGGUGGUUUGGUGGGGGAUUGGGAGGGAGGGGGUCCGUUGAAUGCGCUGUUUAUUCAUACGGGUGGACAGGCUGCUUUGGCGGCGUAUGCGGAUAUUGAGUAA
Molecule: messenger RNA, 1257 nt
Organism: Aspergillus campestris IBT 28561
Lineage: Eukaryota; Fungi; Ascomycota; Eurotiomycetes; Eurotiales; Aspergillaceae
Product: tryptophan synthase beta subunit-like PLP-dependent enzyme
Exons: 2
Coding region: 1-1257 (418 amino acids)
Molecular function (GO): D-cysteine desulfhydrase activity
Source: RefSeq, a predicted model, not a curated record